AUGAGUUUAAUGAGUAAUGAGCAGAUUCCAAGUUCUUUAGUUUCGUACCUAUCUUUAUUUAAGCCUUUAAAAACAUUAUUAUCAUUAGUCAACAUGCAAAACAACAACCAAAAAUACAGAUGCUAUUGUACAAAAUGUGCUCAACAUGGCAGAGAUUAUGAUGAAGUCUCUAGAUCAACUUAUUUCAAACAUUUAAAGGACAUGGCUGUACCUCAUUUAAAGGAGCCUAUGGACCUCGAUGCUGAAAGAGCAGAUGCCAGAUUUACUUCAUGUGAUUCUGGUUCAAAUGAAGAAGUUUUUGAAGAAGGCUUGCCUUUUGUCAGCUUGUUGGAUGAUUCCAACUUGCCCAAAGAGCAAUUGCCAUUCAUCUUCUUUAUGAUGAUGGUAAUGCUUAUUCAAGAGCAAUGCAUUACAGAUAAAGGCAUCGAAUUGAUGAUGACCUUUAUUAACGUUGCCUUGAGAGAUUGUAACCAGCAGUAUCGCUUUCCAAAACGUGCUGCUACAUUUUAUAAGUGGUGCCAAUUAGCAAACUUUAUUCAUGACGGGCUUAAACAAUAUGUUUCUUGCCCCGAAUGUCAUGCAAUUCAUAGCUAUGACACCGAAGAGCAGAAAGUUCGCCUCCGUGGCAGACUAUUAUGCAACAAAAGACAGGGCCCCUUCCGAAACGCUGAAAGAUGCCGACAACCUCUUUUCGAUACAG
Messenger RNA from Cokeromyces recurvatus, 700 nucleotides. RefSeq lists its product as uncharacterized. The record is from RefSeq and is a predicted model, not a curated record. The annotation marks the transcript as partial. NCBI's taxonomy places the organism in Eukaryota, Fungi, Mucoromycota, Mucoromycetes, Mucorales, Mucoraceae. The transcript has 5 exons.